Molecule: messenger RNA, 2528 nt
Organism: Truncatella angustata
Lineage: Eukaryota; Fungi; Ascomycota; Sordariomycetes; Amphisphaeriales; Sporocadaceae
Product: pre-mRNA-splicing factor cef-1
Exons: 1
Coding region: 111-2426 (771 amino acids)
Biological process (GO): mRNA splicing, via spliceosome
Cellular component (GO): spliceosomal complex; Prp19 complex
Source: RefSeq, a predicted model, not a curated record
UCAUCAUCCAAGCUCUAGGUACGCAAGAAAACUGGAUUGAUAACAAUUUGUUUCAACUAGCGACGACAAACUCGCACCUGCCCGUAGACUCUUCCCCAGCCCAGUUCAAGAUGCCGGUCGUCAAGGGAGGAGUUUGGACCAACGCUGAGGAUGAGAUCCUCAAGGCCUCCGUGUCCAAGUAUGGAUUGCAUCAAUGGGCCCGCGUGUCGUCGCUGCUGCAGCGCAAGACACCGAAGCAAUGCAAGGCCCGAUGGAACGAGUGGCUUGACCCGAGCAUCAAGAAGAUAGAGUGGAGCAAGGAGGAGGACGAGAAGCUUUUGCACCUGGCCAAGUUGAUGCCCACCCAAUGGCGUACCAUCGCCCCUCUGGUCGGUCGCACCGCAAACCAGUGUCUCGAGCGCUAUCAAAAACUGCUCGACGAAGCUGAGCAGCGCGAAGCCGGGUCGCUCGGUCUGGCCGGCCCAGACGGCGGCGAAACACAAGCACCCACCGCCGACGACGUCCGGAAGUUGCGUCCUGGCGAAGUCGACCCUACACCCGAGAGCAAGCCCGCCAAGCCUGAUACAAUCGAUCUCGACGAGGAUGAGAAGGAGAUGCUCAGCGAGGCCCGAGCCCGUCUCGCAAACACACAGGGAAAGAAGGCCAAGAGGAAGGCUAGAGAACGCCAGCAAGAGGAGUCGAGGCGUUUGGCAACACUACAGAAGCGCCGCGAGCUGAAGACAGCCGGCAUCAACAUCAAGGUCGUCACCCGAAAGAAGGGUCAGAUGGACUAUAAUGCCGACAUCCCAUUCGAGAAGGCACCUGCGGUUGGUUUCUACGACACCACCCAAGAACAGAACUUGAACGAGAGGGAACGUGCAGCUUUUGACCCUCGAAAGCAGCAGCUUGCCAACAAGCGCAAAGGCGAACAGGACGAAGAUGGCGACAGGAAGAAGCGCAAGAACGAUAAGGAUGGUAGCUCGGCAUCUAUGCAGGCUGCUCUGAAGGCUGGCCGGGAGCAGAAGAUCCGCGAGGCAGAGCAAGCCAGCAAAAGACGGCCCAUGAAUCUCCCAGCAGCUCAGGUCGGCGAAGGCGAGCUCGAGGAAAUUGUCAAAAUGGGCAGGAUGGGUGAGCGCGCCACCUUGCUUGCGCAGGCCAGUGAAAACGAUGCGACGAGGGGACUCGUCAACCAAUAUUCAAACAUACCUUCUCAAACGCCUAUCCGAACACCCAUGGCACCAGCACAGGAAGACCACAUCGCAAACGAAAUCCGAAACAUAAAGGCCCUGACGAACAACCAGUCAGCACUUUUGGGAGGAGAGAAUGCCGACUUGCAAGAAGGUUCUGCUUCAACUGGCUUUGAUGGAGUCACUCCUCGUAGACAAGUCGUCUCAACUCCUAACCCACUGGCAACACCUCUUCGGAAUGGAGCGGCUGGCAUCGGCGCCACGCCAGGGAGAGUCGGCCAGACACCUUUAAGAACACCACGGGAUGGUUUGGCUUUGAAUGCGAAUGGAGACAUGUCAUUGAUACCUGGAUCAGAAAAGGGGAUGCAAAUGCGACUCAGGCAAGGUCUUUCAUCGCUACCCAAGCCCAAGGAAAGCGAUUGGGAGCUCGAGGCCCCCGAGGAUGAAAUGGAAGUAGUGGUUGCAGAGGAACUUGAGGAAGACGCGGAAGAGAGGGAUCGUCGCGAGAGGGCGAUUCGCGAAGCUCAAGAGGCUCUGGAGCGCAAGCGUCGGACACAAGUUAUGCAGAAAGAACUACCGCGGCCAGAUGCUGUGGAUAUAGAUGCAUUGCUGAGAGAAGCUGCUGCAGUAGAGGAUCCGAUCGAAGCGCUGAUUGCUAGAGAGGCAGCUCUUCUUAUCGCGAACGAUGCGGUGAAGUAUCCAGUUCCCGGGCUGAGGCUAAGAGGCAAGCCUGUUCGACUUGCCCAACUGGAUGAUGCUGCUUUGGCGGAAGCCCGUCUCCAGCUGCUCGUGGAAGUCAAGGAUAAGCCUAAGCCAGAUGAUGUCGCGGCUGUCUUCGAACGCGAGAAUAGUAACGCCAUACUUCUCGGCCUCGGCUGCUAUGCGGAUGACGAAGAGGAAGAACAGGCUACUGCUAUGCAAAACGCAUUCGAGUCUGUGCAAGCUUCCACCAUGUCAACUGUUGAGAAAUGUGCCAAGCUCGAAAAGAGACUAACAGUGCACUUGGGAGGAUACCAAAACAGGGCGAAGAUCUUACGAAACAAAACGGGCGAAGCUGCGGAAGCACUAGAUAAAGCCAGAGCCGCGUUGAGUGGGUUCCAAGCUUUGAGCAUCUCGGAAGAGAUUGCUGUCAAGAGCCGCCUAACAGCUCUACGGGAAGAAGUCGCAUUUGUCAGCAGAAGGGAACGUGAGGCCCAAGACAUGUACAAAGAAACUAGGGAGGAGCUCGACACAGUUAGCGGAGUCAACGGAUAUCAUUGAGCUUAAGUAUAAUAUUCGUGUUGAUAGAGAUGGCAGCCAUGUAUUCUUAUGGAAAAAUUGUAUACCAAAUAGGCCGAUACCAAUGAAGCGGAUUAAUGAUCA